CUCCCCCAAUCUCCUGCUUCUUCCCUCGCUCCGCCGCUGUUCAUUUCACACUCAACCUCUCCUCACAUCUGGAUCUAUCCAUCAUCUUCCAAGACUCUUUCCCCGCGCAUAGACGAAGGGGGAAUGCACGCAGCAUGUUGCAGGCUGCGGCACUUUGGCUUUUGACACUUGCCACCCGGCUGCCCGAGACAAGUCAGGGUCCCCAUCAACGCUUUUUGCUCAGGGAGCUGCUGAGGGAUUAUAACCCCAUGGAGAGGCCCGUGGCCAACGACUCCCACGGCCUCACCGUCCACUUCUCCAUCACUCUCAUGCAAGUCAUGGAUGUGGAUGAAAAGAACCAGAUCCUCACCACAAAUAUCUGGCUGCAGAUGCAGUGGUAUGAUCAUUACUUGCAGUGGAAUCAGUCAGAGUACCCUGGAGUUAAAAACCUUCGCUUCACUGCAGAUCAAAUAUGGACACCUGACAUAUUGCUUUAUAAUAGUGCUCACGACAAGUUUGACAGCACCUUUAAGACCAACGUGUUGGUAAACUCCAGUGGCUUCUGUGAGUAUCUGCCUCCAGGAAUUUUUAUCAGCACGUGUAACGUGGACGUACGCUGGUUCCCCUUUGAUAUUCAGCGAUGCGAGCUGAAGUUUGGCUCCUGGACGUUUGACGGCUGGUUGCUGGACAUCCAGAUGAAGGAGGCAGAUGUGUCGGGAUACAUGCCCAAUGGAGAGUGGGACUUAUUGGAGGUGCCCGGCGGUCGCCACGAAGUUUUCUACGAAUGUUGCGCAGAGCCUUACCCGGACGUGACCUUUGUGGUCACCUUACGCCGACGGACCCUCUACUACGCUCUCAACCUUCUCAUUCCCUGCGUGCUCCUCUCGUCCAUGACGCUAUUGGUCUUUCUGCUCCCGGCCAACUCUGGCGAGAAGAUCAGUUUGGGCAUUACUGUUCUACUUUCUCUGACAGUCUUCAUGUUGAUGGUUGCUGAGAUCAUGCCCGCCACUUCGGAUUCCAUACCGCUCAUAGGGCAGUAUUUUGCCAGCACCAUGGUGAUUGUUGGCAUGUCCGUCGUGGCUACGGUCAUUGUUCUUCAGUUCCAUCACCACAACCCCAACAAUGGCCAAAUUCCACAUUGGGUGAACUUGGUUCUGCUGCAGUGGGUUCCUUGGUUUCUCCGGAUGAAACGACCAGGCGAGGGAACCGAACAAGAUCUUUCCCACAGCCAGGCAGACGCUCAAAGCAAGACCCUGUCUUCACCUGCCACCCAGCUGACCUCCAUUCUCCCUCAGAGCCUGGCCUCCUUGAGAGCCAGUCUGGCUCAUCUUCACCACUCACCACCACACGGAUGCAUCUCCAGAGCCAUCAUCAUCCCACAUGCCAUCCACAGAGAACCCGGCCCCAAUCUACAUCCUCAACCAAACGGUCAUCUGCCUUACGUAGGCUUCCAAGGCUUUUCACCCACAGCAGAAGCCCAAAGUCACAGUCAAAUGAGAAACUCCUACGGACCUGUAGGUGAAGAUGGAGAGGCACUGGAUGGAGGGGCAGAUAUGCCGAGUCAUCACCUUUCAUCUGGGAAAUCGCAGGAAACGCCAUUGUCGCUAAACCCAGAAUCGACAACUACGUCUCCCGGGCCAGGUGGAUUAGAAACUGGGAUGGGCUCAGGGAGGGCGGCCACCUCAAACGCCCACAGUGGCCUCAAUGGAAGCAGAGCAGUGGACAACCAGCUCCAAGCUCUUCUCACAGAAGUGCAGUUCUUGGUAGAACGGGUUCGCGAGCAGGACCGCCAGCUCAGUUUGGCCGAGCAGUGGCAGUUCGCCGCAGCAGUCAUCGACCGAUUGUGUCUGGUCGGAUUCAGCGUCUUCAACAUCAUCUGCACCAUCGCCAUUCUCAUGGCCGCACCCAAUUUUGGAGAAUCUCUGGCCAAAGACUUCCUCUAAGAAGCAACCAGGAUUUUUUGCAAACGCAAUUUUGCCGUUUGACCAAGCAACAUAAAGGAAUCGUGAAAAUAUGAGAACUGCAUGCAAAGUGAGCAAUGUGGAAAUUGCGUGCAUGUACAUUUCCAUGUUAUUGGCUAUUAAAACAAAUUGUUUAGAUGUUCAA
Syngnathus acus (greater pipefish) is the source of this 2085-nucleotide messenger RNA. RefSeq names its product neuronal acetylcholine receptor subunit alpha-7-like. Gene Ontology annotation, biological process: nervous system process; chemical synaptic transmission; signal transduction. Lineage: Eukaryota; Metazoa; Chordata; Actinopteri; Syngnathiformes; Syngnathidae. The transcript has 10 exons. The coding region runs from base 135 to 1922 and encodes 595 amino acids. Gene Ontology annotation, cellular component: neuron projection; postsynaptic membrane; synapse. Gene Ontology annotation, molecular function: transmembrane signaling receptor activity; acetylcholine-gated monoatomic cation-selective channel activity. The record is from RefSeq and is a predicted model, not a curated record.